This is a messenger RNA of Angiostrongylus costaricensis, 636 nucleotides long. The record is from the annotation of a GenBank genome assembly. NCBI's taxonomy places the organism in Eukaryota, Metazoa, Nematoda, Chromadorea, Rhabditida, Metastrongylidae.
AUGCAUUCACGGUCGAUGUUGGAGGCUGGUCCUGAUCAACCCGCUAGAGAAAUUGGAGUCCAUUUCCUGCGACAGGAGUGUUCCACGUUCAACUACGACAAUCCGGACGUCCUCUAUCGGCAAUUUAGGAGGGAGGUGAAUAGGAUAGGCGGACGAGAUGCUAGAGCGUAUUGGACUAAAGGUGAAAACGAGGUCAAAAUCAAUGAUGCAGAGACGCUGUUUAGUGUCGUUCAAGGAAGGUCCACCGUGAGAAUCAGGAUCCAGGCACGCCGCAGCAGGAGAGAUCCACACUUGAAUGGUGAUAGAUCGAGCCGUGGUGUGAGUAGCGAAGACCGCGUCGGUUUCGCCGGCCCUCGCCACUCUAACGGUGGAUCCUCUACGAUGGAAGGAUGGCGGUGUUUGUAUUGUGGACAUGUGCGUUACAUUGGUGGCGGUGAUCCGCCGCCCACUGGCUAUAAUGGCUUAGUGCCGCCCGAGUUCGAGUGGAACGGACUCCGUUCGCUGCCUGUGGGCCCUCUGUUGGAGCAGAAUCAGGCGAGUGAUAGAGCCAGCCGUUGUCGGAUCCUGUGGCGCUUUGUGCCUGUUCCUUACUUUGAAGAUGUGGACAUGUCGCGCCCGCCCAAUGGAGAUCACUAA